Sporothrix schenckii 1099-18 is the source of this 1305-nucleotide messenger RNA. Its product is annotated as ferrochelatase. The transcript has 2 exons. The record is from RefSeq and is a predicted model, not a curated record. NCBI's taxonomy places the organism in Eukaryota, Fungi, Ascomycota, Sordariomycetes, Ophiostomatales, Ophiostomataceae. Gene Ontology annotation, biological process: heme biosynthetic process. Gene Ontology annotation, molecular function: protoporphyrin ferrochelatase activity. Bases 1 to 1305 code for a protein of 434 amino acids.
AUGGCCGCGUUGCGACAGCCUGCUCGGCAGUUGCGCCUCGGCGCGCGGACGCUGCAGACGUCGCUCUCCGUCUCUACUGUAGCUCCGAUAUCUUCACUCUCGAUCCAGUGUCACCGUGGCCUGGCCACUGCGGUGCAGGCGCCGCCCGUCACCCAGGACAACCAUGGCUCCAAAGGCGCGACGGCCAUGGUCUUCCUCAACAUGGGCGGCCCGUCGACAACGGACGAGGUUGGCGACUUUCUCAGCCGAUUAUUUGCCGACGGCGACCUGAUCCCUCUCGGACGCCUGCAGAACUACAUUGGCCCCUUCAUCUCGCGCCGCCGCACCCCCAAGAUCCAGAAGCAGUACGCUGCCAUUGGCGGCGGCUCGCCCAUCCGCAAGUGGUCCGAGUACCAGUGCGCCGAGAUGUGCAAGCUGCUCGACCGCCUGUCGCCCGAGACCGCGCCGCACAAGCCCUACGUCGCCUUCCGCUACGCCAACCCGCUCACCGAGCACAUGUACCGCCAGCUGCUGGAGGACGGCUUCGGUGGCGGCCGCGGCGGCCGCGCCGUUGCGUUUACGCAGUACCCGCAGUACUCGUGCUCGACCACCGGCAGCAGCCUCAAUGAGCUGUGGAAGUGGCGCCAGCGGCUCGAGGGCAAGCGGAGCGGCGGGGACCCGUCGACCAAUGCCCGUCUCCAGGACGGCUCCAUCGCCUGGAGCGUCAUCGACCGCUGGCCCGUCCACCCGGGUCUCGUGGAGGCGUUUGCCGAGAACAUCGAGGCCAAGCUGGCCGAAUACCCCGAGGCGCGGCGCAAGGACGUUGUCCUCCUCUACUCGGCCCACAGCCUGCCCAUGACCGUCGUCAACCGCGGCGAUCCAUACCCGGCCGAAGUCGCCGCCACCGUCUACGCCGUCAACCAGCGCCUCGGCUUCUCCAACCGCUACCGGCUGUGCUGGCAGUCGCAGGUUGGCCCGCAGCCCUGGCUGGGCCCGCAGACCCAGUCCAGUGUCGAGCAGUACAUUGCCCAGGGCCAAAAGGACCUGGUCCUGAUCCCCAUUGCCUUUACGUCCGACCAUAUUGAGACGCUCUACGAGCUCGACGAAGAGGUCAUUGGCGAGUCUGGCCACAAGGACACCGUCAAGCGCGUCGAGAGUCUGAACGGCAGCCCGACGUUCAUCAACGCCCUCGCUAGCCUGGCCCACAGCCACCUGCAGAGCGGCACCGCCUGUUCGGCGCAGAUGAGCCUGCGGUGUCCCGGCUGCAAGAGCGACCGGUGUUUGGAGUCCAAAAACUUCUUUGCCGCGCAGCAGUCAAGGGUAUAA